Nestor notabilis (Kea) is the source of this 3122-nucleotide messenger RNA. It is a transcript of the gene CANX, whose product is annotated as calnexin. Gene Ontology annotation, biological process: protein folding. NCBI's taxonomy places the organism in Eukaryota, Metazoa, Chordata, Aves, Psittaciformes, Psittacidae. The record is from RefSeq and is a predicted model, not a curated record. Gene Ontology annotation, cellular component: endoplasmic reticulum membrane; endoplasmic reticulum. The transcript is spliced from 14 exons. Bases 5 to 1822 code for a protein of 605 amino acids. Gene Ontology annotation, molecular function: calcium ion binding.
GAUCAUGGAGCUGAAAUGGCUGCUGUAUGUGACCCUGCUAGCUCUGGGGGCUCUUGCUGUCCAGGCACAUGACAUGGAUGAUGACAACGAUGGUGAAGAUGUAGUUGAUAUUGAGGAUGACUUGGAUGAUGGCAUUGAGGAGGCAGAAGAGUCAAAGCCUGAAACAAGCACUCCUCCCCCAACUCCAAAGGUUACCUACAGGCCCCCGGUCCCAACCGGGGAGGUGUAUUUUGCGGAGUCCUUUGAUAAAGGAACUCUGGAUGGAUGGAUCCUUUCCAGAGCCAAAAAGGAUGAUACAGAUGAUGAGAUUGCCAAAUAUGAUGGUAAAUGGGAAGUCCAAGACAUGAAGGACACUAAGCUUCCAGGAGACAAAGGGCUUGUGUUGGUAACCCGGGCCAAGCACCAUGCAAUUUCUUCCAAACUUGCAAAGCCUUUUGUAUUUGAUACCAAACCCCUUAUUAUACAGUAUGAAGUAAACUUCCAAAAUGGAAUAGAGUGUGGUGGGGCCUAUGUGAAAUUGCUUUCAAAAACCCCUGAACUGAACCUGGAUCAGUUCCAUGACAAAACUCCAUACACAAUCAUGUUUGGCCCUGACAAAUGUGGAGAGGACUAUAAAUUGCACUUCAUCUUCCGGCACAAAAACCCAAAGACCGGCAGGUAUGAGGAGAAGCACGCGAAGCGUCCAGAUGCAGACCUGAAGACUUUCUUUACUGAUAAGAAGACCCAUCUUUACACUCUAGUCCUGAAUCCUGAUAAUAGUUUUGAAAUCCUGGUUGAUCAAACGGUUGUCAACAGUGGGAAUUUGCUAAAUGAUAUGUCUCCUCCUGUGAAUCCACCCCGGGAGAUCGAAGACCCAAAUGACCAGAAGCCUGAGGACUGGGAUGAAAGACCAAAAAUCCCAGACCCAGAUGCUGUUAAACCAGAUGACUGGGAUGAGGAUGCUCCUGCAAAGAUCGCAGAUGAAAACGCUGUGAAGCCAGAGGGCUGGCUGGAUGAUGAGCCAGAAUAUGUAGCAGACCCUGAUGCUGAGAAGCCUGAAGACUGGGAUGAGGACAUGGAUGGUGAAUGGGAGGCACCUCAGAUUGCAAAUCCUAAAUGUGAGGCAGCACCUGGCUGUGGUACCUGGCAGCGACCAAUGAUUGACAAUCCAAACUACAAAGGCAAAUGGAAGCCUCCUAUGAUUGAUAAUGUGAACUAUCAGGGCAUUUGGAAACCUAGGAAGAUCCCAAACCCAGAUUUCUUUGAAGACUUAGAACCUUUCAAGAUGACUCCUUUCAGUGCUGUGGGACUUGAGCUGUGGUCAAUGACUUCUGACAUCUUUUUUGACAACUUUAUCAUCUGUACUGAAAGAGCUGUGGCUGAUGAUUGGGCCAGUGAUGGAUGGGGACUGAAAAAGGCAGCUGAUGGUGCUGCAGAGCCUGGUGUUGUAGGCCAGAUGAUGGCAGCGGCUGAAGAGGGGCCCUGGCUUUGGGUGGUCUACAUCCUCACUGUGGCUUUGCCAGUGUUCCUUGUUGUCCUUUUCUGCUGCUCUGGGAAGAAACAGCCAAGUGCUGCAGAAUACAAAAAGACUGAUGCUCCUCAGCCUGAUGUGAUGGAUGAGGAGAAAGAGGAAGAAAAAGACAAAGGGGACAAGGAAGAGGAGGAAGAAGAGGAAGCAAAUGAGGAGAAGCUAGAAGAGAAGCAGAAAAGUGAUGCUGAUAUAGGAAGUGCUAGUCAAGAGGAGGAGGAAGAAGAGGAGGAGGAAGAGGACAGGAAACCUGCAUCAGAGGAGGAGGAAACUGUGAAUAGAUCACCCAGAAACAGAAAGCCAAGAAAAGAUUGAAAAAAAAAAAAAAAGUCCUAAGAACUUGAUCUGUAAUUUUUUUUUCUUUAAUUUUUUUCUCCAAACAUGGUUCUGGGAGAGGACCUUGGACACCUUACAUUGAAACUUGGACAAACCUCAAGAUUUCACCAUCCACAGGUUCCAGUCACACUAUCCAAUGUAAUGGAGUGUCUAGCAGUAAAACCUUUGCAAUCAUCUGUUUUAAAGAACAUCAUUCCUGUAGAAAAGAAUGCAUUUACUAGAACGGGCUGUGGAUUUUGGAAUGUAACAUAACUAACCUUUUCAGUUUUGGUUUUAAAUAUUCUUUUCAGUUUUUAAGUAGAUUGGUAGAACUUUUCCGGUCUCAGACUUUGGCUUAAUUUAAUAUAUUAAUUAGUGAAAAAAUAACAAUGAAUAUUGAAAGUGCUAGGUGAUACAAAUGCAGUUUUAUAACUAGGUUUUUUUACAAGUAUGUAAAUUCCUAAAUGCACCAAUGUCUUUAUAUCCCUUAAAAUUUGAUAAUUGUUUCAAGAAAAGCUGUCAAUGUAUUUGACAACCCCUCUGCUGCCCUCAAAAGAAAACUGGGGUGGGGUGUAUGGGGAAACCAGUAGUGAAACUAAUCAAUCAGCUUCAUUCUUCUGGGGGCAGGGGAAAGAGGAAGGAGGGGUGGAAGGAAGGGGUUAGUCUCUAGAAUAUGCAUACUGUGCAUGGCUAAAGCCCUGUUAAGUGUUGACAAAUGAUCUAGGAUUUGGAGUGGGUCAUCUUAAUGUGGCAUUUAAUCCUGCGGACCUUGCAGAUAAUGGAUUUUGUUAGUUCUUGAACUCUCUGUGUAAAGCUAAUGGGUUGUGGGGGUGGGGUUAGACUACUUCCCCCUUUCCCCUCUGUUCAGCCACUGAUGCUUUCCUUUCUCUGUGACUAUACAGCUUUUUCUGAGUGCAGCUUUGCCUCAGUUGCUGAAGUGCUUCAUGUUCAGCUCAUCGUCAAACUCUAUUUUUAUAGCUAGGCCUACUCCUUUCCAGGGUCCAAACACUGGAUAGGACAGUGUCCCAUAUCCUCUCACUGUUAUCACUGUAUGUCUACUCCUGUAGGAAUGGGGGAGGUAGUUGGGUAGACAAGUUGAACUGAGUAUUUGUUAAGGAAAAAAGAAACUCAAAGAAGAUGUCAGUAUUGUAGGUGGGGAAGGAGCAUGUGGGAUAUCUUAACCGGUAUGUGAAACUGUUUAAGUCUCUUUUUAUCUGCUCUUCAUGUAACAAAUGCAUCCUAAAUUAUAUUGUGAAUGUUAGGGAGUUCCAAUUCCAGCUGAAUAAAUUUUUUUAAAGCG